UGCUUGGUGCAGACAGACGCCAAGCUCGAGAACACCAAGCCUGCUCCUCUGGUCUAGGAACAACCUUCUCCUUCUCAGUAAGGGGCAUCUCAGUGUGGCAGCGGGAGGCUGGACGUUCUGUGAUAUGUUCUGGGGCCUUUGUUCACCUGGCUGUGCUCAAUGACCAGAGAAUCUGCAUCUAAACCCUUAAGGGUUCUCCAGGUCAAGUGAGUAGCAAACCGUUUUCAGAGCUCACCUAAGGCCACUUACAGGAAGAGGCAAUGUUGGCUUCUGACUCCCUGGCCAGCGCACUCUCUACUCCACCAAGUGAUGAAUGGAGUAAGAAGUCAGAAGACCUAUGGAAAGUGAAAUGCAGCGAGGCCAUCCUGAACUACUCGGGCAAUCAAAUACCUUCUCUUCACUGAGGGGAUUCAGGCAGGAUGCUUCAAUCCCGAGACCAGGGAUGAAUUGCUACAAAGAUGUGAAAGGCACCAUCUACGAUUAUGACGCCAUCACUCUUGAUGGGAGGGAAAAAAUUCAGUUCAAAGAUUAUUUUGGCAAGCAUGUCCUUUUUGUCAAUGUGGCCACCUAUUGUGGACUGACAGCUCAGUAUCCUGAGCUGAAUGUGCUUCAGGAUGAGCUGAGGUCCUUUGGUCUAGUAGUGUUGGGCUUUCCCUGCAAUCAAUUUGGCAAGCAGGAACCAGGAGAGAACUCAGAGAUCCUUCCAGGGCUAAAGUAUGUCCGUCCAGGGAGAGGAUUUGUCCCAAAUUUCCAGCUUUUUGAGAAAGGGAAUGUGAAUGGUGAAAAGGAACAAAAGGUCUUUACCUUCCUGAAGCACGCCUGUCCUCACCCCUCGGAGUUUUUGGGCAUGUUAAAACACAUAACCUGGGAACCUGUAAAGGUCCAUGACAUCCGCUGGAAUUUUGAAAAGUUCCUGGUGGGGCCUGAUGGCGUCCCUGUCAUGCGCUGGUCUCACCUGACUACCGUCGGCUCUGUGAAGGCAGACAUCCUGGCCUACCUGAAGCAGUUCAAAGUGAAGUAGGAAGGCUGAAUGGGGGUGUGGGCCAUGCAGCCUCUUGCCUGAAGGCUUGUUCAAAGCAGCCCAUCUUCUCACCACCACCUCUUCCCACAUCCAAAUGGCCUCCACUGGACCAAAUCACCUCUCUGCUGUCGAAGUUCCCACUUCCUCCCACAUAGACCUGUUCGAAAGCUCCUGCCACUUCUCCUUACAAGAGAAUGUGGAUGAAGAACAAAAGAAUGGAAAUCCUAAAUCCUCAGACCUCGUUAAACAUUUAAUGGCUCCAGUCCAUCAAAGGAAAACCAUGCCAGCAGCUCCUGAAAAUGUCCCCAGACUUCCUGACUCCCCCUCCUUUCUCUCUCUACCUUGCAGGUGUAGACACAGCAACAGGAAGGUCAUCGCACAACUUACGUUCCACUUUAUAACACGCCUCCAUCCCCAGGACAAACGCAUGCGUCAUUUUCCAACUCUUUUCAGCUCAGUGUUGGCCGAGGACACCCCUCCUGGAAAGCCCUUGUCAAUGCCAUGCCCCUGCAGGAGCCCCAAGGUAGAGUGGGCGCAGGAAAGCACCUCACGUGAAGUAAGGGCAUCUCUGUCAUAGUGGGGCCCAGAGCCCCUCUGAUUUGGAGUCUGAAAGCUGUCCCUGCUGUUUGAUGCUCAGUGCUCUGAGGUCAUGAUGCCUGGCAGGGCCGCUUUCCCUCUCUACCCAAGACUCCUCGUGUCAGAACCAGCCUUGCCACUGUUGCCAAUAAAAUAAUUUCUGCAGCA
This is a messenger RNA of Talpa occidentalis (Iberian mole), 1765 nucleotides long. Its product is annotated as epididymal secretory glutathione peroxidase-like. The transcript is spliced from 7 exons. The record is from RefSeq and is a predicted model, not a curated record. Gene Ontology annotation, biological process: response to oxidative stress. Bases 338 to 1021 code for a protein of 227 amino acids. Lineage: Eukaryota; Metazoa; Chordata; Mammalia; Eulipotyphla; Talpidae. Gene Ontology annotation, molecular function: glutathione peroxidase activity.